Messenger RNA from Pelodiscus sinensis (Chinese soft-shelled turtle), 2225 nucleotides. It is a transcript of the gene LRRC10, whose product is annotated as leucine rich repeat containing 10. Lineage: Eukaryota; Metazoa; Chordata; Testudines; Trionychidae. The record is from RefSeq and is a predicted model, not a curated record. Gene Ontology annotation, cellular component: cytoplasm. Gene Ontology annotation, molecular function: protein binding.
AAUACCAGCAGGACAGUGCACAAAGUAGAAACCAGGGAGAGUUCCCGAUGCUGCGGGUGCCACAUGAUAGCGGUGGUUUUCAGCGCAGUUUCAGUAUGGGCAACACCCUGAGAGCAGUCAUUGCCUUCAUCCCUUCUGACGGCUGCCAGAAAUACCUUCUGGGCAACCUGGAAGAGAUGCCAGUUGACCGAAUGGUGGAUCUGAGCGGCAGGCAGCUGAGGAGAUUUCCUUUGCACGUUUGUUCUUUCCGGGAGCUCGUCAAGCUGUACCUGAGCGACAAUAACCUGCACCAGCUGCCGCCGGAGCUAGAACAGCUGCAGAACCUCCAGAUCUUGGCCUUAGAUUUCAACAACUUCAAAGCACUGCCCCCGGUGGUGUGCACCCUGAGGCAGCUGUGCAUCCUCUACCUGGGCAACAACAGGCUCUGUGACCUGCCCCAGGAGCUCAGCCUCCUGCAGAAUCUCAAAACCUUGUGGCUCGAGUCCAACUGCCUGCACCACUUGCCCGAGGUGGUGUGUGAGCUAAGCCUCCUCAAGACCCUGCACGCCGGCUCCAACGCCCUGCGCACGCUGCCUGCGCAGCUGUGCGACCUGCAGGAGCUGCGCACCAUCUGGCUCUCCAGCAACCUGCUGGCCGACUUUCCUCCAGUGCUGCUGCACAUGCCCUUCCUGGAGGUGAUCGACGUGGAUCGCAACACUAUCCGGUCCUUCCCCAGCCUGGCUCACCUCCCCGGCCUCAAGCUGGUAAUCUAUGACCACAACCCCUGCCGGAACGCACCCAAGGUGGCCAAAGGGGUGCGCAGAGUGGGGCGGUGGGCAGAGGAGACCCCCGAGCCGAGGAAGCGCUCUGAGCUCGGCAGAGAGGAGGAGACUGACAGCAAGGAACUGCCACCUCCUGCUGAGAAGCAACCCCAGGCCUGCUAAGGAUCAGCCAAGCAGCUCUUGCGGGUGCUAACAAUUUGCCAUCUGUGCCCAUCUCCUCUGGAUCUGUGGGAAUUGCGCAUCUCUGGCUGUUUACAACAAAACUGCCAUUUAAAUAGAGCGUUUCUUCACUUCCUGGUACCUCGGCUGUUAAAUGAAUGCACACAAUAGUGCCUAGACUGGUCUUCAUCACUGUAUUUUGAGAGACCUGUAUGCGCUCAGCUAGUAGGUGUAAAGCUAUUUAAAUAGACGUGCCAUCAAAUUCCUCCCUCUUAUCCCGAAAGCCUCCUUACCUAGGGCUAAAGACCAGCAUGUCCUUUGUACAAUGAGCAGGUGAAAAAUACUUUAUAAAGCUGACCCGUUGAAGGGACACUACGGAUGUGCAUCUAGCAAAAUCCCUUUUAUUCCAAAUGCCACCUGAGGAAGCAUGACUGAGCUUUUCCUUCCGCGAUCACACUGCAGCCUCCCGAGUGAGCACUCGCUGCUGUGCCCGGAUGGAGCACAAGAAGUAUUUCUCACGCAAGUGGUAAAAGGAGCCUCACAGCUUGUCAAGAUCCCCUCUUCUGCCUGGAACGAGGGUGUAGGAAAUAUCACUGGACUGGCCCCAGCUAACACUGAACAUGACUAGACUAGCCAGAGAGAGAAUGAGGGUUUUUUGGUUUUGUUUUGCCAGCACUUUAUGCAGAGUCAUUUCUCCCUUCAGCGGGGUGGCUUUUCAAAGCUGCAAAAGGAUUUGCUUUCAUUUGGACGCUUUGAUUGUAAAACUACAAGAAUCGGCAGGGUGACUUGCAGGUGUAAAACCGCAAUAGGCCCCAACUCUGUAAACAUACCAAUGUUCACCUAGAGCUAGCCCUUGCCUUCCACAGGGCUACUCCCUUCCUAAUGUUUGUGCAGCUGAGGCCUGUGCUUCUGCCACCACACUUGGAAAUUUACUCAAUUGCAGGCUGAUUGUGCCCCUUUAAAUUAAAAGGCACGUUUUGCACAAAUGUGCCCUAGGUAACAAUAAUUGACUCAAAAUGGGUGGAAGUGAUGUCUACUAAGGAGUCACUUGCCAUGACUGUUCUUUUGAAUUCAUAGUGCCUUUUGUACUCAGCACCAAGCUUGCUAUGUUAAUGGGAGCGUCACUGGACCUGAACAGCUGCCUGUCUUAAUCUCCUUAUCAGCACAAUAUGCAAAAAUCAUAGUUAACUUUCCAUAAAGCAGUUGAUUUAGUGAUUAAUGCCAUUUACAUUCUUAAAAGAAUAUUUGGGAAGUAGAGAACCAGUUCGUACUUUCUGUCUUAUUAAAGUUAAGUCUGGAUUUGGA